AUGGCAUACUAUUACUAUUAUCAAACACCACCUGAUCCACUAUCACCUGUACCAACCACAGAAGAAUUAUCAACACGACAGCCACCUUUAUUAAUGCUAUCUUCUCCACCGCAACAACAGCAAUUGAAUCUACCACUUCUCACACCGGUUCAUCAAUCGGUAACAACAUCAAUGCCAAUGAUGACGAAGACUACUACUACUACUGCUAUAGAAAAUAAUGAACAGCAGCAGCUACCCACACCAAAUACAUUCAUUAGGCAUUGCGAUGACAUGGGUUUAUUUCAUGAUUUACAAAACAUUGUAGUAAUGUCUUCAUUAACUGGACCAUCAGGUGAUACAACAAUUACUACAGUCCCUGUCUCUAAUGCUGCUACAAUAGUCACCACAGCAACAUCAACAGGACAACCUAUUUCUUCAAAUUUAUUUGACUCAUCAUCAACAGCAAUUGUGACAACCAUGAUGAUGGCAAAUCCUUUUGACGAAACAUUUAAACAAGCAGUAUUGCAACAACAAAAAAAUGAAACUAAUCCAUCAGAAAAUAUUUUCAAUCACAACAAUAACAAUGAUGGUGAUUUAAACACCCCAUUCAUAGCAACAACCACUGUUGUUAAUACAUCCAAUAACAAUACUAGUUUGAAAACUUCAACUUCAAUGGAUAUGAUAUCUACAACUGAAGCAGUUGAAUCUAAUAAGAUGAAUUUGACAACUGUGCCUCAAUCGCAACAGCAGAAUAUAUACAUAACGUCAACAGCAGAAGCACCGACUAGGGGUGUAUUAGUUAUGAUGGUAGAGCAUCCACAACAUCAACCGCGUAAUUCAUCUCUCCCUUUACCUGAACAUCAACAACACCAACAAAUUAUCGAACAACAUCAGUUCAUUGUUCCAACAACUACAACCACAACUAGUGUCAUCGACACAACAACAAUAACACACCAUGAUCAAGAAUUGUAUGAUGAAGAAGUCGAUGAUGAAAACGGUGGUAUAAUCAUCAAUGUUAGAAAUGAUACAACUACAAUUAAACAGGCUUUAAAACAGAAUCUAUUGGUGAAGCAACUGCUACAGAGGCGCCAGAAGCCUCCACUCAUAUCUGAAAGCGAUCACGAACUCGGUCAACUGAUGCAGCAUCAGAAUAACGACAACGGCAUUGAUUUUGUUGUCACAGACACUGAAAGACUAGAACAUGAAGACUAUAAUAGUAGUAAUGGUCAAGAAGACGAAGACCAUAACAGUCAAAAGCAACAACUGAAACAGAAACGAAAACAAGAAAUGUUAGAAAGGAACAGGACAGCUGCCAAACGCUGUAGAAUAAAGCGAAAGCAGAGGUGGGAUCUGCUUUCAGAAGAGAAUCGAAAGCUGAAAAUCGAAAAUGGCCGAUUGCGUGAUGCGCUUUCAAAACUUGUGAGCCAUAGAUGUAGUAACUUACAGCAACAUCAAAUAGAACAGCCAGAGAUAAUACAAGAAAUAUUUAAUCAUAGUGAUGAUGUUUAA
Molecule: messenger RNA, 1488 nt
Organism: Macrosiphum euphorbiae (potato aphid)
Lineage: Eukaryota; Metazoa; Arthropoda; Insecta; Hemiptera; Aphididae
Source: the annotation of a GenBank genome assembly